Messenger RNA from Cinara cedri, 2933 nucleotides. Lineage: Eukaryota; Metazoa; Arthropoda; Insecta; Hemiptera; Aphididae. The record is from the annotation of a GenBank genome assembly.
GUCGGCCGCAGAGUGCGUUGACGUUACCGCCGCGAACGUGUCUUCCGCGUUCGUUCCGACGAAAACAAAGUGCUCGCCGCGUAUAAAACUGCUGACCCGUCGCCCGGUGAGCUUCAAUUACGAGGCGAGACGUGUACUGCUGCAUCGAAUACGAUUGGCGUUCCGACGAUUCGCUGAGUGCGCACCGCGAUAUGUCGAACGAUCGUCUAGCGCCCGUGUGCGCCUGCGCGCUGCUGGCCGUACUCGCGGCGGCGCUUUUGGCCGCGUGCGGCGAAGCGGCCGCGAGACCGGCGGCCGCGGCGGACGGCAGAUGGCGGCCGUGCCGCGCGGCCAACCGGAGACGGUACGAAGAAGUGCCGAGCCCGACGGGAGACGCGGAGAGCGACGGCUUCGGGGGAGCAGACGGCCGUCAGGAUUUCGACGACGAAGCGGACGACGACCAGGCGGACGAAGACGAAGACGAGUACUUCCCGUCGUUCCACGCGGACGAGAAACCCAAACGCGGUGUUCGGGUGGCCUCGUCGCCGCACAAUGGCAUUACCGCCGCCGCCGCCGCCGCCGCCAACAAUAACGACAACGACGACGAAGACGGCCGCGACGACAACAAGAACAAGCCGUUACAAAAAAAGUUCAAUCCGUUCUCCGCGGCGGCCGCGGGAAACGGUCUACGGAUGGACGCCACGUCAUUGUUCCGAAGCGGCGAGACCGUCGAACUGCCGACGUACGUGAACGUCCCGGUAACGUUGCGGUGCAAAUUCGUACCGUUGGACGGGGCGGAGAACAAGUUCGAGACCAUAGUCGAGUCCAUGUACCCGGGACACGCGAACUCGGUGUCGUCACCGUCGCUCCAGCAGCAGCCGCCACCGCCAUCUCCCGACUCGCACGCGUCCCGGUUGUUCGGUCAGCUGAUCGGCUCGACGAAUGGUUGGCGUGGCGUUGUCAACAAGGCCAUCCGGCCCGUCCGCCGGGCUAUCGACAACCGAUUGGCCCGGCCGGUGAGACUGGCAAACUUCGAAGACUGGGAGCCGCCGUUACAGCUAAGUGGCCGGUACGACAAGAACUACGGUCGUCGGCGGUACGGCGGGGACGGUGGCAGUCGGUGGAACGACGGUGGAACCACUGGUGGCCGGCGGUAUGGCGGAGACGUCAUCGGCCGGCAGAUCGCGGCUCGACAACGCGCUGCCGAACAUAUGCAACGGUACCGAGACGUUCGGCAGGAUCAUCGCUGGCUCGCCCGAGAACAGCCGGAAGCCGAACAGGAGCAGCCGGAAACCGAACAAGAGCAGUCGGAAACCGAACAGGAGCAGCCGGAAGCCGAGCAAGAACAACCGGUCGAAAGAAUGCUCAACGAAAACCAACUGUUAGAACCACAGUCGAUCGCCGAACAAGACCAACCGGCAGGCGGCCAGCAAAUAAACGAUGGCCAAUCGGUAGAACAAAUAAAAGACGACCAACCGUUAGAAUAUUUAGAAACUGGCCAAAUUGUAGAACAAGUAAAGGAUGGCCCAUCAUCAGAACAAGUAGAAGGCGACCGACCUUUUGGACAGUUGGAGAGUGGCCAGUCAAUAGAACAAGAAGAAAGUGGGCAAUUAGUAGAACGAUUAGAAGGUGGCCCAUCAGAAGAACAAUUAGAAAGCGGCCAACCAAUUGUACAGUUGGGAAGCGUCCAAUCAACGGAACAAGUAGAAAGUGGCCAACGUAUUGGACAGUUGGAAAGUGGCCAGUCUUUAGAACGAGUAGAAGGCGGACUAUCGUUGGAUAGUGAAAAGGAAAGUCAGUCGUUCGAACAGUCAGAAAGCGGCCCGGCUCCAGUCAAACGAAUAAUAAAAUACGAUCAACCCUUUGAACAAUUAGCAAGUGACAGAAUGCCCGAGCGAGUGGACGAUCGAUUGGCCGAGAGAGUGGACGACCGAGCGGAGGAUCGAGUGAACGACCGAGCGGCGGAUCGAGUGGACGACCGAGCGGCGGAUAGAGUGGACGACCGAACUACCGAGCGAGUGGCCGAGCGAGUGGAUGACAGCGGAUCGCAAGGAGAGCAGACCGCCACCACCGUCAGAUCGGAUUACGAAACGUUUCACAGGGGCAUACCAGUCAAGACCUUUGUGGAACACGUAAUUACGACGCCAUCGACCGCGUAACCCGACCCGCCACGACUGUUUUUUUUUUCUUUUUUUGUUGGACGGAAAAGCACUACGAUAGGCAAAAGUAAAUGUGCGCCUAAACUGUACGAUUCCAAGAAAAAGCCAAAGGCCGGCGCGCAAUAUUCGGGCUCGUACAGUUCACCCGUCCUCCUCUCCUCCACCCACCUCAUUCCUGUUUUCCUGUUUUUAUGAUUCGUAUUUAUUUAUUUGUUUGUAUCUUUUUUUUUUUUUUUUUACAUAUAUAUUUUUAUUAUAAAGGUCGUUUUAUGUAUUCGAUCGAAUACACACGUGUGUAUAGAACGUGGGAAUAAAAAAAAUACGCAUUGUUCGAUUCCGAAAACAACGGUUUUGUGAUGCAUUAACUAUCAAAUAAACGGCGUUUUUUUUUUCUUUUUUCUUUUUUUUUUUUGAUACGACGGCGCUCACCACGUGAACGCAAAAUCCGAUGUGUAACGGCCGAGGCCGCCGCGGACGAAAAUGCGAUCCUGUACAUCGUCGAUUCGCGGUGAAACGGCGCAACACAAUUAUUUCAAUGCGACACCGAUAAACAAUAAUAAUAAUAAUAAUAAUGACGAUAAUGAAUUCGGUCGGUCCCGCCCGUAACGGGUCGCGGCGAUGAAAUAACGAGCGCAUUUCGUUUUAUUAAUUCGCUUUCGAUUUGCGCGGGUAGCGCACGGUAUUUUUUUACGGACCGUAAUGCCCGCGGCGUCCCGACUCCGCGCCGCCGUACAGGGUUACCGGGUCUCCGAUAAGACGUCAUUAUCAGAAUGACGAUUAUCAACACCGUUUUCG